UAUUCCGUUAACCUCCCGGUGGAUGAACUCUGAGAUGAACCGUCCGCGGAGAGUCAAACUGUUUCUUCUUUCGUGGUAUUCAGUCCUCCAGCUGCUGACAGCACAAGAAGCUCAGAGCCAAUUGACAGAGACAGACGGAAGACUACAGAGGAGGGCUAAUGCACUGCGGAGGAAACGGGAUCUCCUAGGGGAGGAGACAUUCAGUCCUCUUCUCUCUGAAGCAACUCUACCUCGCAGUGUUCUACAUAAUUACACGGCCCGCGAUGCCUCCUCAGAGUACUGCGGCUGUCUGAAUGGGGGCUGGUGUCAGGAGGGGGGUGUGUGUGACUGUGCACAGUUCCAGGCCCUCGGAGACCGCUGCCAGAUCAUUCCUAACCAGGGCCAGGACAGAGAUGGGAUAUGCAGGUCUUGGGGUCAGUACCACUAUGAGACAUUCGAUGGCAGCUACUUCUACUACCCUGGAACCUGCUCCUACAUACUGGCCCAGGACUGCCGCUCAGCCACACCACAGUACACUGUGUGGGUCCAUAACAGCCGUGUGUGUGAAGGCAGUGUGUACUCCUGUCCCAGGGCUCUCAGUCUCUUCUUCCCCAACGAGGAGGAGAUCCACAUCUCUGGAUACCAAGUCCACCAGGGGGGUCGCAGGCUGAGCCUACCCCAGACAAUAGGAGGUGUGUUUAUAGAGCGUCUGGCUGACUACCUGCUGGUGAAGAGCGUGUUUGGCUUCUCUCUGGCGUGGGACGGGGGGAGCGGAGUAUAUCUGAAGAUGUCUGAACAGCACCACGGCACCCCCUGUGGCCUUUGUGGGAACUACAACAACCUGCCCAACGAUGACCUCACCACAGCCCGCGGCGUGCAGACAGAGGAGCCAGCAAUGUUUGCUAACAGCUGGUCAGUCGAUCUGCCUCAUGAGAGAGGCUGCCCUCUAGUGGACAUAGACUUCACUGGACCCUGCCACUCUGAGUCUGACAUGGACGAUGCCAUAGAGAAGUGCAGUGCUCUCCUGUUCUUCCCCUUCCUGUCCUGUCAUGAGAACAUCGACCCAAACCCCUACUUGGCCAGCUGUGUCUCCGACCUCUGUGUGUCAGAUGAGGAGGAGACGUUUUGCCGUGCGCUGGUGGAGUACACACGAGCCUGCAGCCAUGUAGGAUACCCUGUACGAGAGUGGAGAGACAGCUUCCCAUCCUGCAAUGAUGGCUGUGAGGAGAGUUUUGUCCAUAGAGACUGUAUCAGCUGCUGCCCUCCCACCUGUACCUUUGAUAAGGAGUGUCUAGGAACUAACCUGCACUGUCUGGAUGGAUGCUACUGCCCUGAUGGGUUGAUUCUGCAGAAUGGGACUUGUAUCGCUGUGUCUCAGUGUCCUUGUGUCUACCACGGCACCUCAUACACACAGGGACACACUCUGGAGCAGGGCUGCAGUGUCUGUGUGUGUAUGGGGGGAGUGUGGAACUGCACGGACAACAACUGUACAGCGGAGUGUUCAGUAGUAGGUGACGUGUUUGUGACAUCGUUCGAUGGGAGGAUGUUCCUGCAGCCAGGGGAGUGUCAGUACGUCUUGGCCAAGAGCCGCAGCGGCAGUAGAUUCACUGUUACACUGCAGUAUACCACCUGCACAAAGGCCCAGCAGCAGGUGUGUAUCCAGUCAGUGACGGUGGUUCUGGAUGAAGAUGUUAAUCACCAGGUGACUCUGACCCGAGAGGGGGAAGUGCUUAUAGGGGUCAACCCCGCCCCCGCUUUGCCCUACACCGGUGAUGUAGUUGAGGUACGGAGGUUAACGUCAGUGUUCGUCCAGCUGAGGACGUUGCUUGGACUGCGUCUGCAAUAUGAUGGGCGUGGUGGGCGUGUCUAUAUACAGCUGGACAGCCAAUGGCGCAGCAACACGCUGGGCCUUUGUGGAACCUUCAACGGAAACCUGCGGGAUGACUUCCUGUCUCCAGCAGGGAUGAUAGAGGGGACUCCCCAGCUCCAUGCUAACUCCUGGAGGGUCUCAUCUGCUUGCUCCGCCCCCGUCAACCAGCCCAUCAUUGACCCCUGUGAGAUAAAUCAGCACAACGUGUUCUACGCCUCUCUGUGUGAGGUGUUGUUGGGCAGUGUGUUCUCUCCAUGCCAUGGUUACGUCAGUUCCAGUGUGUACCAGCAGCAGUGUCGCUACCAGGCCUGUCGCUGUGGUAACGCCUGUCUGUGUACGGCCCUGGCCCACUAUGCCUAUCUCUGCUCCAAACACAAUGUUAUUGUCAACUACAGGGCCCACGUCUCAGAGUGUGGGAUGGUGUGUUUGGGUGGGAUGCUGUACCAGUCCUGUGUGUCGUCCUGCGGCGGGUCCUGCCGCUCCCUCUCCAGCGGAGAGACCUGUAACCAUGACGACUGUGCUGAGGGGUGUGGCUGCUCCGAGGGCAGUUACUACGACGACGUACGACAACGCUGCGUUCAGCCGUCGCAGUGUCAUUGUUACUCUAUUGGAGGGGUGUCCCAGCCAGGGGAGGUGUCCUUCAGCGCCGCAGGCCCUUGCCUGUGCAGGAAUGGCAGGAUGGAGUGUGUACCAGAAGAAAGAGAGCCAGAGCGAGGCCAGUGUCCAGAGGGAAAGGUGUUCCACAGCUGCUCUGAGCCCCAGGGGUUCCACGGGUUCCAGGGAGCGCCGGCCUGGCGAGGAGGUGUGGCCUGUGAGCUCACCUGUCGGAACCUGAUGUUGAAUCUGACCUGUCCUCCCACCACACCCUGUAUACCUGGCUGUGUCUGCCAACAAGGGCUGGUGCUGCACCGUGGGGAAUGUUACUACCCAGAGAACUGCCCCUGUGCCUGGCUGGGCCUGGAGUAUCUGCCAGGAGAGACUGUCGACACCCCCUGUUACAGAUGUGUGUGUCACCGGGGCUAUUUUAACUGUAGUCACAGUCCGUGUCCGGCUGUGUGUACGGUCUACAGUGACAGACACUACCACACCUUCGACGGCCUGGAGUACGACUACCACUCAGACUGUCAGGUCUACCUACUCAAGAGUACAGAUGGUGAGGUGUCCAUCGUGGCCCAGAAUAAGGAUUGUUAUCAGAGUGGGAUCAUCUGUAUGAAGAUGCUGGUCAUCCAUGUUGGAUUCACCAAGAUCUACUUCAACGACAACUCAGGCCAGCCUAGUCCAUCCAGUGUGGUAGGUAAGGGGUCCGAAUUUGAGCUGUGGUCAGCAGGCUACUACACAGCAAUCCACUUUCCCUACCAGGACCUAACCAUUCUCUGGGACCGCAAGACAACCGUACACAUCAGAGUUGGACCACAUUGGAAGGGUCUCCUGAGUGGUCUGUGUGGGAACUUUGACAGUGUGACGGUGAAUGACAUGACCACAUCCAGCCACAUGGAGGUCAGCAAUGCUCAGGGCUUCGGAGACAGCUGGGCCCUGGGACAGUGUGAGAGUGACUAUGUGGUGAAGAGAGCGUGUGAAGGAGACCUGGGUAGACAGCCGUACGCCAAGAGAGAGUGUGCUCUACUCUACAGUGAUGUCUUUACUCCCUGUCACAAUGUGGUGGAUGUCUCAUGGUUCUAUAUGAACUGCUUGACAGACACUUGUAACUGUAAUCGGGGCGGAGACUGUGAGUGUCUGUGUACGUCCAUCGCUGCCUAUGCACACACCUGCUGUCAACACGGUGUUACUGUGGUAUGGAGAAACCCCUCUGUCUGUCGUGAGUACACACACACACAAUGUGGGUCUGUUCCUCAGACCCAAUUCCUCCUGCUUUCUCUGUCAGCAUGGUUACUUGGCUACUUAAGUAUCCUCACAUACUGUGCCUAUGUGGAUUUGUAUGUCUGGAAAUGUUUGUUCCGUUCUUCUCUUCCAGCCUAUGACUGUGAAUACUACAACCAAGAGUUAGGUGAAGGUCCAUUCUCAGUGGUCAGUGCUGUGUUUAAUGCUACAGUCUUCGGUGUGAACAGAACCAGUGGGUCAGUGUUUCCUCUAGUUAGGGAGUUCGUAGGUGGGCUGCCUCCCCCUGGACUACUCUUUAACUUCAUGAUCACAGCAGGACUACAGAAGGACCGCACAUCACGUAUCCCGGUGAUUUCUCUGGAGUCAGCGGAGCGUCCUAACUACUUCCUGGUUGUUUCGGACCGCGCUGGGCUGCGGUUGGAGCAGUGGACAAGAGGGGAGAAGUUUGGCCGCAGGGCUUCCUUCCUACAGCACCAGGGGCUGUUCCUGCCUGGCCACACCUCCUUAGAGCUGAUUGGUCAGCCGGGAGUGUUCCUGACUCUGACACGCACGUCUGCACGCGCUCAGAGAUACGACAACUCAGACAACUUCAAGACCAGCAGCUCCUUUACCCUGGAGGAGAGCAGUUUUGUGAUCCCGUUCCGUAUGAUGUGUGAGUGGCGCUACCAUGCAUGUGCCAGUCCUUGUGUUCGUACAUGCAGCGACCUCGAGGCCACACGCUGCCACUUCCUGCCCCCGGUGGAAGGCUGUUUCCCUCGCUGCCCCAAAAACAUGGUUCUUGAUGAGGUCACCAGGAGAUGUGUCUACACAGAGGACUGUGUGUCCCUUCCUCCCACUCCUACACCCUAUGCCUUCGUAAACCAAACAACCACCACCCCAACUACUACCACUACAGCCCCCACUACUACCACUACAGCCCCCACUACUACCACUACUACAGCCCCCACUACUACCACUAUUACUAUUACUACUACCACUACAGCCCCAGCUACAACUACUAUUGUUACUACUAGUACCAGAACUACAACCAGUGCUGCCUCUACAACUGUUACUGCCACCAGAGCCCCCACUACUCCCAGUACAGCCCCAUUGACUGAGCGUUUCACCCACACACUCACCCCUGCUCGCUCCCCCUCUCCUCCUCUCCCUUCCCUGCCCUCACCCACUGUGACCGAGCACACCACUUCACCUGCAGUCUUUCCCUCUGUCUCCCCCUCUUCCUCUGUCUCCCCCUCUUCCUCACCCACCACUACUAGUAGCACCACUGGGGUCACGACCUUGACCUUGACCCCUUCAGAGGUCACUACAGUAGCCUCCCCUACUCCCCCCAGCCUGGCAGUGACCGACUCCACCACUCCACCUCCUCCCCCUUCUGCUACCCCUCCCCAGCCUUCCACCCAGUCUUCUAUCUCUCCCCCAGCCACUACCUCCUUCCCCACCUCCUCUCCACCUCCUCCCCCUCUCUCCCCCUCCACCCACACCCCAACCACCACACAAACACAUCGUCCUGUUGCUACACCCACAGAGACCAUCUCUGUAUUUCCAGUUGUAUAUGACACCUCCUCUGUUACCAUGUCGACAUCACCCCCAGAGACGACGGAGUUCAUAACCACGGAAACAUCCACCAGCACAGACUUCUUUCCUACAUCUGAGGCAGUCAGCAUGCCAACAGUGCUGCCCCCCUUUCUCCUGCCCACCGCCCCGUGCACACCCCCGUACUCCUACCGUGUAGAUGAGUGUACAGAGCUGAUCUGUUUUAAUGGGGAGCUGCUCCUCCAUAACUCCUCCCUCCACUGUCGGUACAACACCACUCCUCCUCGCUGCUCUCUGCUGGGCAUGGCUGUCCUCACCAACACCGACCCCUGCUGCCCGCUCUGGCAGUGCCCCUGUCGCUGCUCGGUGAUGUCAGACCUGCGUGUGAUAACGUUUGACGGUAACAACGUGGCGCUGUAUGAUAAUGGCUCCUACAUCCUGGUCUACCUGCCCACAGAGAACAUCAUAGGAACAGUGGAUAAAUGCCCUACCAGCCAGAGCGUCAACUCCAUCAGACGACCGAGCCCUAGUGGUGGGACGUCAGGUUUGUGUUUUAAGAAGUUGAACAUCACCACUCCGUCCUACAGGAUUAUCAUCAACCGCCUAGACCGCAAGGUGUCAGUGAACCACAUCAAAGCACGGCUGCCAUUCUCCCGCAAGGCCUUGUCAGUAGGGGACACAGGCAGUAUGUACCUGAUCACCACUCCUGGAGGAGUCAAUAUACAGUGGUACCACAGCACUGGCAUCAUGGUGCUGCAAUACACCGCCCCCUCCAAUACAUCUGCUCCUACUAGAGGCCUCUGUGGGUGUUGUGACGGGAACCCGGCGGAUGACCUGAAGCUGCCUAACGGUACGGUGGUGAGGGAGGUGGCAGACCUUGGUCUGUUCCUGCAGGCCUGGAGGGUCCAAACCUCAGAGGACACGGAACACACACGACGCAUCGGAGACAACUGUACCACUGGAGACUGCUCUACCUGUCUCUCCAUGCUCAGACAGAGACCCUUCACUCCCUGCCACAGCAAGGUGUCUCCAGAACAGUUCUGUGAUGUGAUGUGGGCAGGCGACCUUCACUAUAAGGCCCACCAGUGUGACUUCCUGGCAGCCUACGUAGCUAUCUGCUACACUUACCAAGUCUGCAUCAACUGGAGACGACACAACUUCUGCCCAUUGAGGUGUCCCCCAGGUAGGGAGUACCAGGCGUGUGUGUCGACCUGUACCACCCGGACCUGUCAGAACAGAGAGUUCUAUGAGGAGACCACCUGCUCCCACAUCAGAGAGGAGUGUGUGUGUCGCUCUGGAACCAUCCUGCACCGAGCAGACUCCUCUUACUGCGUCACAGAGGAGCAGUGUGUGUGUACUGAUAACGAGGGGUCUCCGCGGGCCCCUGGGGAGGUGUGGAACGGGUCAUUGCGUGGCUGCUGUCUGUUCCGCUGCCUGGAGAACGGUUCUGUGGUGGCAGUAGAACCUGACUGUAGCAUUAGUCCCACUCUGCUGUGUGAGAGGGAGGGAGAGUACGUACUGGAUGUCCUGGAGGAGGGGGCUUGCUGCCCCAAGAAGAUCUGUGAAUGUAAUUUGACCAUCUGUGAGAGUGAGGCUCCGCCCUGUGAGAAUGGGAACCAGCUGGUGAUUGGUUACAGUGCCCUGUCCUGCUGCCCAGAGUACCGUUGUGAGUGCGACCCCCAUGCCUGUCCCCCCCUCACCGCCACUGAUUGUAGAGAAGAUCAGUUCCUAGUGGAGGUUCGUGAGGACAACUCCUGCUGUUACUCCUUCCUGUGUGUGUGUGAGUCGUGUAUCGAGCCCGUGCCGUCCUGUUCUUAUGGAGAGAUACUGGCUGUUGAUCUGAACACCACCCACAGCUGCUGCCCUCAAUACCACUGUGUGUGUGAUGUGAACCUGUGUCCUGAGUCGACUCUGAGCUGUUCUCCUGGUCUGUCUCUGAUCCAAACAACCCUACCUGGGCACUGCUGCCCCGACCGUCACUGUGAGUGCCAGUGUGAGGACAGCUCUCUCCCAGUCUGUCAGGUGGGGGAGGUACAGGUGGAGGUCGCAGACAGCAGAAGCACCUGUGGCUGCCCCCUCUACACCUGCAAGAAGGCGGAGGUGUGUGUGUUCCAGGGAGUCACAGUGCUGGGUCCGGGGCAGAGCCUGAUUCAGUACUAUGAAGGAGAGCUGUGUUACACCGUCCAUUGUCUGACACAUCGUGACACACACACUGGAUACUACGCCAUGGACGUGUCCGCUGUCAACUGCUCUCAGAAGUGUGGCCAGCACCAGCUGUACGUAGCAUCAUCAGAUCCUCAGGUGUGCUGUGGCUCCUGUAAGAAUGUCUCCUGUUCUUUCAACAAUGACAACGGAACCACUGAACUCUUCACUGCAGGGAGCUCCUGGGUGGAUAACUGUACGCGGUAUGAUUGUGUGGAGACGACAGUGGGAACUGUGAUGCUGGCCUCAGGGGUGGUCUGCCCCCCCUUCAACGACACAGAGUGCACUCAGAAUGGGGGCGUGGUCCAGAGCUAUGUGGACGGCUGCUGCAGGACGUGUAAGGAGGACGGUAAGACGUGUAAGCGUGUGGCAAUCCGAACCACCAUCAGAAAAGACGACUGCAGGAGCAACGCACCGGUGACAGUAUUUUCAUGUGAUGGGAAGUGUCCGUCUGCCACCAUCUUUAACUUCAACAUCAACAGCCACGCCCGCUUCUGUAAGUGCUGCAGGGAGAGUGGACUACAAACCCGCUCCGUCACCCUGUACUGCUCACACAACGCUACCCUGGUGGUCUACAGCUUCCAGGAGCCUGUUGACUGCUCCUGCCAAUGGAACUAGAGAGAGAACGAAGCUAGUCAGUGUGAGCUCCAGUAUGGCGUUCAAUAGGAGGGAUGGAAGAUGGAACAGAGGUUAGAGGUCAGAGGUCAGAGCAGACAGGUCAAGCGUCCAGGUAGGCGAGUUCUUUAGUCUUCCUUCAGUGUGUUGUGGAGGGCUGUAUACUGACCUGUUAUAGUGACCCUGUCGUUACAGAUAUGUAGUGGUCAGAUUUGUAGGGCUGUAACCUGUUCCUACUCUACUAUGAUAACACUAGUCCUAUCUGUACUGCUGUAGCCUGCUCCUCCUCAUAUGUAACACUAGCUAGUCCUCUCUGACUUUAUCAUGUUUAGAUCAGUUGGUCUGAGCUGACAGGACCGCUGCUGCUUUAGUAUGGAUUUAGUGCUCUCUUGAUGACUGACAUGUUUUAUAUGCCGAUCAAAUUUCUCUUACAAAAUAUAUUUUUUUUUUUACAAGUGUAAAGCUUUUAUACAAAAAUAUUUGUAUUUAACUCAAUCAAUUAUUUAGUAAGGUGAUAAUCCACCUAAGCAUCUGAUGGUAGAUGAUCUGUAUUUCAACAGAACGCUGUAUUUGUUGUGUUGUUUAAUGUGAAGCAUUGUGCCAGUAAUCAGUGUGUGCUGAUGCCAUCAGAUAGACUAGAGUCUCUAGUCAUACAGAACCUCUCAGAAUAAAACAAUAAAACAUUUAACAGUGA
Molecule: messenger RNA, 8732 nt
Organism: Salvelinus namaycush (lake trout)
Lineage: Eukaryota; Metazoa; Chordata; Actinopteri; Salmoniformes; Salmonidae
Product: otogelin-like protein
Exons: 56
Coding region: 23-8041 (2672 amino acids)
Biological process (GO): L-arabinose metabolic process
Cellular component (GO): extracellular matrix
Molecular function (GO): alpha-L-arabinofuranosidase activity
Source: RefSeq, a predicted model, not a curated record